GGACAAUGCCUUUCUGCCUGUUGCUGCUUCUCCUUCUCGCCACGGCGCCCCCUGCGUUCGCCCUGUCGUCGCGGCAGAUAUGCCUCCUGGUGGGCGGCCGGCUGGGCUCGAGAUCAGACAUUGUGUGCUGUCCCAAGAGCUGCCCCGUUGCCGAUGAGGGUGAGUGCUGCCUGGAGCAGGACGCCGGGGCCAAAUUCUGCUCGCUGGCGGGCGAGGCGCCCUGUAUUGCUGGUGCGUACGUGAGCGAGACGACGGACGAAGCACAGCACUCCGGUUCUCGAUGUUCUCGCUCUCUCUUUCCUACUGUGUGUGGAGCAGUCCAUCCGGACCCAGAGAGUGAAGAGAAGAUGGAGCAGGUGACAGCCAAGGAACAAAAGGAGCCCGCCGACAAGAAGCCUGCGAAGAAGCCCCUGCAGAAGAAGCAACAACUCAAGAAGAAACCCCCUCCUCCAAAAGGACCGCAGAAGAAGCAGGGGCCUUCCAAGCCUGACGGCCCUCCGAAGGAGAGAGACAGAUAUACUCCACCUGGAGAGGAGAAGAAGAGGCAGCCCCGCUCUGCCGAGAAGCGGCACGAGAAAGAGUUGAACAAACCAGCUGCGAAGCCGAGUGUCAAAGACAGGCAGUGCCUUGAGGCGGGUGGCAUUCUUGACCAGGAGAGGGGUGUGGCGUGCUGCCCGGCGGUGUGCGGCCGGUGUGGUGGGGCGGGGUGUGGCAAGAGAGAGGGCGGACUGGACUGCUGUGUGGGCUAUGUGGAGGAGGUCUACCAAAGCUGCAGCCACAAGAAGACCGCUCCCUGCACAUGUAUGUGAGCACCCCACCCAGAUCACAUUCAUCACAUGUGCAGUGCUGUGCAUGGCAUGGUCUCUCUCUUUCUGCCGUGCCGCUGUCAGUCAUGUCAGUCGGUGAACACAAGACCUACGGCAAACACGUCAAGCCAGCACAGACAGCCCAGGUGUCGCUUGUCGAUGACAAGGCCAAGGCCGCGGGAGAGGAGCAGUGCAAGAGGGUGGGAGGCGUCAUGAGCCAACACGACGACGAGCAGAGGGCCCUCGCCUGCUGCCCGGCUUCAUGUGGGGUGUGUGGCGGGGAGGGGUGCGGCGAGAGGGAGGGCGGGAUGGACUGCUGUGCGGGGUAUGUGAGUGAUGUGUACGAUUCCUGCACUGAGACAGGCAAGGCCCCGUGCAGUGCAAGACAGACGGGCGGCUGACAGGUAGAUAGAUAGAGCGGGAGGGAAUGCAUUGCAGGCCAGGCCCUGGAUGUGUGUAUGUAUUUGUGUGUUUGUUCGCAUUUGUUCGAAUAUAUGUGCGUGGUGGUUAGUCGAGUCGGCUCAGUGAGUGUCUGUAUGUAUACCUGCUUAUUUGUGCAGACAGACAUUUGUAGAAGAGAAGACAGCCAGCCGAUCGAGCGGGACGAAAAGUGCCCGCUGACGAGGUUAGUGGCAGGCAGGUUGACGGUGCGUACGUGCGUGUCCGUGAAUUCAAUUAAGCAAACAUGCAC
Vitrella brassicaformis is the source of this 1497-nucleotide messenger RNA. NCBI's taxonomy places the organism in Eukaryota, Vitrellaceae. The record is from the annotation of a GenBank genome assembly.